Messenger RNA from Astyanax mexicanus (Mexican tetra), 1513 nucleotides. RefSeq names its product zinc transporter 2-like. The transcript has 8 exons. Gene Ontology annotation, molecular function: zinc ion transmembrane transporter activity. Gene Ontology annotation, cellular component: plasma membrane. The coding region runs from base 224 to 1318 and encodes 364 amino acids. The record is from RefSeq and is a predicted model, not a curated record. Gene Ontology annotation, biological process: zinc ion transmembrane transport; response to zinc ion. NCBI's taxonomy places the organism in Eukaryota, Metazoa, Chordata, Actinopteri, Characiformes, Acestrorhamphidae.
GUGUUGCGUAACCGUGAAAGGAAAGCAUGAGAAGCAGCAUAUGCCACUUCGCUGUCUGGAGAUUUUUUUAAUGCAGGACUGUCUAGUUAAAAAUAUUGAGGGUAUUUUAUUAUAUUGUAGGUUUUUAUUAAUGUAAUGAUAAUUGGAAAUACUCUGUGCAGUGGAGAAAUCGUGUUAAGUUAUUUGGUAGUUCUUUUGGUACAAGGCGUUUAGUACUAUAGCCAUGGUGAAUUUAGAAAAACUUUGUCUCACCAGACAGGAAAAUAAUCCAUAUUCUCCUGUUCAGAGUCUACCUGAUGAUUUAAAGGAUGAUUACCUAUGCACUGAGUUUGAGGAAGGAUGUGGGACCAGAGCAGCAGCUUUUCACUGCCAUAACAGCAGAGCAGCCUGGGCCCAAAACGAGGAGAAAUCGGGUGCUUGGAGGAAGCUGUUAAUCACAUCCAUUUUGUGUUUGGUCUUUAUGAUUGGAGAAGUAAUUGGUGGUUAUGCUGCCCACAGUCUUGCUGUAAUGACUGAUGCUGCUCAUCUUCUCACCGACUUUGGCAGCAUCCUGAUCAGCCUCUUCUCCCUGUGGAUCUCCUCAAGACCUGCUUCCAAAACCAUGACAUAUGGGUGGCAUCGAUCAGAGGUUCUGGGCGGUCUUUUGUCUGUGCUGUCCAUUUGGGCUGUGACUGCUGUGCUGGUAUUCAUUGCCAUUCAGAGGAUCCUCCAAAAUGACUACGAGAUUCACAGCGGUGCCAUGCUCAUCACCUCGGGUUGUGCUGUCAUAGUUAACAUCUUAAUGGCCCUAAUUCUCCAUCAGUCUCCAGCACAUCAUGGUCACAGCCAUGGUCACAGUAACACCAGCGUGAGGGCUGCUUUCAUCCAUGUGGUGGGAGAUUUGCUGCAGAGCCUGGGUGUUGCGCUAGCUGCCACAAUCAUCUACUUUUGGCCUGAAUGGAAAAUGGCGGAUCCUGUUUGUACUUUUUUAUUUUCCAUACUUAUUCUCGCUACAACAUCCACAAUUCUGAAAGACAUCUUCAAAGUACUCAUGGAAGGAACACCACAUGGAAUAGACUUUGAUUUUGUGAAAGAAGCUCUGCUCUCAGUCAGAGGCGUCAAAUCUAUACACAGUCUCCAUCUCUGGGCGCUGACCAUGAGCCAACCUCAGAUAUCUGUCCACACAGUGAUUGAUGAGCAGACCAGUCCACAGACUGUCCUCUUGGAUCUGACAGAGAUGCUCCAGUCUGAUUUUAACUUCCACAACAUCACCAUUCAAAUAGAGACAUACUCAAAUAAUGCAGCUCACUGUAGAGAGUGCCAGGACCCCAUUGACUGAACUACUGAAGUUGAAGGACAGACAGGACAUCUACAUUUCAACAAUGAAGCUCCAACAUUGUGUUUGUAUGAACUGUAUAACUUAACUUAAACGAUGCAAAACAUGGUGUUCAGAGCAGUUACCUUUCAGAGCUUGAUUUUCAGUGCACCCGCUUUCUCUGCUAAUUGUCAGUUUAGACUAAUUUACACCAAUAAA